This is a messenger RNA of Quercus robur (English oak), 1367 nucleotides long. RefSeq lists its product as uncharacterized. The transcript has a single exon. The coding region runs from base 241 to 1149 and encodes 302 amino acids. Lineage: Eukaryota; Viridiplantae; Streptophyta; Magnoliopsida; Fagales; Fagaceae. The record is from RefSeq and is a predicted model, not a curated record.
AGAGAGGUCUAACUCAUAAUCAAAUCAAAUUUUAAACCCCCUAAACAAAUCAAUUUUGAGGGAAUUGCAAGCGAGUAAAAUGGAAAAGCAACCGUGAGGCCUGUAAAAUGAAUCCCACAAAAUAAGGAACCCCUCCACCCACUUCUCACGCUUUCUUACUCCACUUCUCAUGAAAGCUGUUUCUUAUUGGAGUGCAAUCUGCAAAGCCCAUUUCCUCCCUUAUUUUCGAGGUCACUAACAAUGGCAGCUUCUUUUCACACAAAGAAAAUUAAAGAAGCAAGCCCUAUCAUUUGUAGAACUCUCACUACAACAACAAGAAGGAAACCUACUAUGUCAUCAAACCUUUCAAUAUCAUACUUCAAACCGAAGAUAAGGAUCAAAGUUCCCAAGUUGAUAGCCAAAAUCAUGCAAAAAAGGUGUCGUCAGUGCAUAGAUGAUCACAGCAAGAACAAGAAGAAAUGGGCUAAACAAGUUGGCUCAGUCUUCUCGGGUGUCAUGGGUAAAAGGAAAUCAGUAGAUGCAUGCUCUUCCAAUGACAGAAAUGAAGAAGUUUACAGAAAAACAGCUAUGAACAAGGUGGGAUCAGAGACACUGAAGUCUGAAAAAGAUACCACUGAAGGAAUGCAGAAGCGGAAUGGUAAGGUAAAAAGCUCAAUUCAACCAAGAGUGGCCAAUAAACUACCCACGAAAAAGUUUUUGUCUUUCACUAGUUUUUUUAAUAGGAAGAAUAGAAAGAAUUUCAUCAAAGGCAAUAUCAACAAGGAAAAUGAUAGCUGUAGCAUCUGUGAUGGGUGUAGUACACCUAAUUGUAGAACAGUUGGUGGUGUUACCACAAGUUUCAGACUGAUUGGAAAGCAGGGAAGUUCAGGCCACUUGAUUAGAGUUCCAUCAAAAAUACUUACCACUCGGAAAAAGUUGAGGGUGGCAAGGUCCUUGAGAAAGAAAAUGAACAAGCAAUUCGAACGAGGUUCAGAAGAAGAAAAUGAUGGCAAAGAUAAAGAAGAGAAGGGAGAGUUGGAACUAUGCAAGAAGAGGAUUCUAAUGGGAGAGAAGUGCAGACCUCUUGGUUUUUCUGGUACCCUUCAGUAUGAUAAAGAUGGCAUUUUGUUACCAGAGGUCCUCGGUGAGGAUUAUAGGGGAAGUUCCUAGUUCUUUGGUUAGGAACUGAAAGUUCAUUUCAUUUAAUCUUUGUUUAUGCCAGGAUUAGCAAAGUUUAGCCGAGUCCAAGUAGGUAAUAUAUUUGAAGAAUGUUCAAUGGUUAUGUUUUCACAAAAAAAAAUAUCAAGUCGUAGCUUUCCUACUGUUUUUUCUUCUGCUGUUCUUAGAAUUAUGUGAUAGAUCUUCUAACCGAUUCCUCAAAUAUAAGA